GAAGUAAAUAUGUCGAGGUUCCCGGCGCUGGCCGGCGAUCCGGCGAGGAGGCCGCGAGCAGCAGACUGAAGUCGAUUCAUCAUCCAACCGGCUUUGAUCGGUCGACAGGUAUACCAUUCGGCAUCACUUCAUAUACCAUAGAAUAUCUGCAAGUAGUCCUGAGGUCCUGUAAGACAUGUCUGGUGUAGCGACGCCGUCGCAAGAGCGCUCGAAACAACGUCGGAUAGAUGCUUGCAUCAACGCUUCACCUCGAGCUCGACUAUGGAACAUCCUCUCGUACCUCUCCAUCUUGCUCGUCGGGAUCCCUUUCUGGUGGCAUACGACGACGAUAGAACGUAGACCACUACCUACGGGCCAGGUGGAGGGGAUGGACUUUUCGCAUGCAGACAGGCAGUCGAUACCGGUGGUUUUUUCCGCCUCACCUAGGUUCAUAACUGACCAACAGGAGCGGCGGGAGUUUGCCAGUCGGACAGCCGGAGCUUGCGAGCGAUAUUGUCUCGCUAACCAGCUGGAUUGCGAGCGAUUCGCUUGGAAGAAUCAGGUGGACAUCGAGGCAGAGAAUGCUUUACAGCUCCGAUUCGAUUCUUCGACAGGGAGGGCACCGUACAUCUCCAUGGCGGGGCAGCAUGGUGGGGAUCUGAUCAUCGAGGUGCCCUAUGAGCACGCACCAACAGAUGUCCUAAUGGAUGGUCUGGCUGCUCAAAUCUAUACGGCAUUAUCUGACCUCGUACCUGCGAGACCAAGUCCGAGACCAGCUCGGGCGAUCAAAUACUCGAGACGGGUCAACUUGGCUUUUUCGCUUCUGAACGAAGAUUCGACCCUCGGAGGAGGAGCCUUUGACUGGGACGUCGAGGCUGUGAUUGCCAGAUCGCUCGAGCCGUAUCUCGCACCCCUAAGGGAUCUCUAUGAUUUCGCCAUCGAAUCGCAGAUCGUGUAUCAUGCUCCUCUCAAGUCGGCACCGAUCCAGACAGAGACGGACGAGUGGAUGGUCACGAAGGAGCACAUGAAGACUUUCGUCAACAACGAGCAGUGGACUUUGGAUUCGGGAAGCUCGAAUGACCCGGUAUUGCGAUUCUUGCUCUUCAUUCCUUCGUUGAAACAUAGCCCACUCAGGCUCGAAACUUCCGACGAGUCGCCGGCCUUUCUAAUUCCUCAGAUCGGAGGUGUUGUCAUUCAUCAAGAUACAGCGGUCGAGAAUGCGGACACCACCCAAGGACUGCCUACUGCACGGCGUCUAGAGCUGGCAGAACUCGAACUCGCGUUCGCCUACUUUGCUUCCCAGCUAUACGCACUUCUCGGCGUGCCUCCUCUCGACCCCAGGUACAAAACGGUCGACCAGAAAGACGGAGGCGGGAUCUUACCGAUGACACAGUGGCAAAAGGUCAAUCUCAUGCGCUCGAUUACCGAAUCCAACCUGCGGGAUGCCAAGGGGACAUUGAUCAGCAUCACGCGGUUGGUCGCUAGGAUCAAGGAGAUGGUCAUCAAUAAGGAAGUCAGGAGCGACGUUGAGGGUGCUGUGAAUGCGUUACAAAAGCUGGCCGUCGGCGUGCCGGCUUCUGCUGCAGGUCUGAGAGACUUAUUCGUGACCGCGCGGGAAGCAGCCCAACUCGCCAACAAGGCGUUCUUCAACCCGUCAAUGAUGGGUCUCCUCUACUUCCCGGACGAGCACAAGUAUGCGGUCUACACGCCGUUGUUCGCACCAGUCGCUGUUCCCGUGCUGGUCGCACUGCUGAAGGAGAUAAAAGGUUGGCGCGGACGGAGAAGUCGAGCGACAUAGAUGAGAGCCGGGUUUGUGGCGCCACUGUAUCACGGAUCGUAUGAAGGGAAUUAUUGCUUCUCUGCUGA
Molecule: messenger RNA, 1845 nt
Organism: Filobasidium floriforme
Lineage: Eukaryota; Fungi; Basidiomycota; Tremellomycetes; Filobasidiales; Filobasidiaceae
Product: phosphatidylinositol-glycan biosynthesis class S protein
Exons: 9
Coding region: 176-1777 (533 amino acids)
Biological process (GO): attachment of GPI anchor to protein
Cellular component (GO): GPI-anchor transamidase complex
Source: RefSeq, a predicted model, not a curated record